AUGCUCAGGAACAGCUCUACUGAAGCCCCUGUUGCUACUGAGAGCAAACAGGGAAAAAAGAAAUCUCCUACCAAAGCUCCCCCUAAAAAGGGGGAACGUCCCAGUCAGAGGCUGAAGAGAUCCUUCAGUAGCGCAAAAAGGACAGAGGGAGCAUCCUCUGAGAAGCCCAUCACCCUUUCUGUCAAGGAGGAGGACAGUGAGGAAAAUGAGCCUAUUGCAAAAAGGUUGAAGAAAAGAGGAACGUCAGAACCUACACCAGCCGCUAAGGAGACGUCCCCAAGUAGCUCUGCUACUUCUGAGUCCUCUGACGUUCCAUCCCCUCCACCAUCACCUGCUCAUACUUCACCACCACCAAGAACACAACAACCCUCUCCUAGGCAACAACAAGGAGGGGGAAUGAAAGAAACAGAUGCAGCACUUGCUACAGAAGAACAAGUGGCUGAGCAAGAGGCUCAGCCACAAAAGAAACCUGACAAAGGAAAAGCGAUUCUUGUUGAAUCCCCUAAAAAGAAAAAGCCAACUGUGCCCAGGAAAAUCAGCCUGGGAGGGCCCUUCUCUUGCCCCAUUAUUCGUCCUGAUACUUCUAGGGACGAGGCCAUUGCUAGGGCUCUAGCAUAA
This is a messenger RNA of Gastrolobium bilobum, 618 nucleotides long. RefSeq lists its product as uncharacterized. Lineage: Eukaryota; Viridiplantae; Streptophyta; Magnoliopsida; Fabales; Fabaceae. The record is from RefSeq and is a predicted model, not a curated record. The transcript is spliced from 2 exons. The coding region runs from base 1 to 618 and encodes 205 amino acids.